Drosophila subpulchrella is the source of this 1538-nucleotide messenger RNA. Its product is annotated as CD151 antigen. The coding region runs from base 448 to 1158 and encodes 236 amino acids. The transcript is spliced from 8 exons. Gene Ontology annotation, cellular component: membrane. Lineage: Eukaryota; Metazoa; Arthropoda; Insecta; Diptera; Drosophilidae. The record is from RefSeq and is a predicted model, not a curated record.
GACUGUUCCCACAACCAGUUUCAAGCGAGCUCUCGAGCGGUAGAGUCGUCGCCGCCCCACAUAUAGUACCAUAGUAUUAUAGCUCCCCGAACCACUCACUUUCUCCACCCCGCCUUUGGGUACUGUCCAUUACCAUUUCCCACUUCCAAAGUUUCUGUGCAUUCAAGUGCGACUAAAAAUAGUAGCUGUUUCCUUUGACUUGGAUUGUUUUGCUUUGUGUUUUUGCAAAACAACAACUUUAAAGGCAAUUUACAUACGCAAGCGCUGAGAAAGAAAACCGCCAAAAUUGGUUACCUAACGAAAACUUCGUUUGUGCUACGGGACGGCAAACUUAGUUGUUGCGCCAUCAAGAACCUCUGCAUCUUUUCCUAUCCAAAAUCCCUAGCAUCAUCCUCCUUGCAUCAAAUUCCUAUUGGGACUCGUCACCUUUAGACAAAAGAAGACGAUAUGGGCUUCAGUUCGCGAAUGGACUGCUGCGGGCAGUUCGUAAAGUACAGCCUUUUCAUAGCCAACUUUGUGAUAUUCGUGGGUGGAGCCAUUGUCUUCUGCCUUACCCUGUGGACUCUGGUGGAUCGCAGCUUCGUUAACGAGUUGCUCGGGACAAAUCUUUUCUCAGGGGCUGUCUACGUCCUGCUGGUUACAUCGAUCAUCAUUUGCCUGGUGUCCUUUUUGGGCUGUAUAGGUGCUGGAAAAGAGGUCAAGUGUCUACUACUAACGUAUUUCAUAAUAGUGGCUUUAGUUUUCGUCACCAUGCUAAUUGGCGGCGUCUUGGGUUACGUGUUUCGCGAACGAGUUCAGCAGACCAUGCGGCAGGAAAUGCGAUCCACAAUGGCUCUGUACGGCAGCAGGAGGGAGAUCACCCAGGCCUGGGAUUUGACCCAGGAGCGACUGCAGUGUUGCGGAGUGGACACGUGGCACGAUUGGAACAGGUAUGGACCAGUGCCCGAGUCCUGCUGCCAGGAGCUCUUUGGGGGCCAGCGAAAGGAGUGCACCAUCUUCCCAACCAUCACGAAUCUGUACAACCAGGGCUGUCUCUAUGUGACGACCAACUUCAUCAGAGAUCAUGCGGCGGUUAUUGGGGGGACCUCCAUAGCGGUGGCCAUUCUAAUGAUCUUUGGUAUGAUAUUCUCCUGUCUACUGUUCAAUAUGAUCGAAUAGCGCCAAAGAGAAGGGGAAUUCCAUGGCCACGCAGGAAAAUUUGCGACCAAGGUCCGAAGUCCGGAGGAAACCCAUUUUUGAGUUAUAUUAAGAGUAUUAUCCAAAUGUAUGAUUACGUUGGCUCUGCACCAGUCAACUGUCCGUUUGUAUUAUGUAUGUAUAUACGAGUUUAGAAAACUAGUGAGUAUUCGUGAGCGAGAAACUGGAUUGUAUUGUUAUCAUCUGUUUUGUAUUAUUUUUAUAUAAUUCUGUAAAUUUAGUCUUAAGCUCCCGUAAUCAAUAACCCAAUGCAAUUGUUAGAUAUAAGUCAGCUUUUCUAUUGAUUAUAGAGAAUUUAGUUGUCUGUCCAUUGUUGUUUCUAAUAAAAUUAGUAAAAAAAA